Centruroides sculpturatus (bark scorpion) is the source of this 2029-nucleotide messenger RNA. RefSeq names its product zinc transporter 9-like. Lineage: Eukaryota; Metazoa; Arthropoda; Arachnida; Scorpiones; Buthidae. Gene Ontology annotation, biological process: transmembrane transport; zinc ion transport. The record is from RefSeq and is a predicted model, not a curated record. Gene Ontology annotation, molecular function: monoatomic cation transmembrane transporter activity. Gene Ontology annotation, cellular component: membrane. The transcript has 19 exons. Bases 132 to 1934 code for a protein of 600 amino acids.
CUUUCGUAGGGCGCCUCUAGCGGAGAAAUUAUCGUCAUUUCGUCAUUCUUGUAAUCAAACAUGUGUGUUCAAAGGAGCAUACGAAAUUGAUUAUUUAGUUUUUGGUUGUUGAAAAUAAAUUACGAUUAAAAAUGUUGAAAACAUUACAAAUAAGUAUCCGAAAAAUGAAACUACAUACUGAAUGCAAAAGGUAUUCUUCACUUAUAACUGGAACAGAAAAAUUACAGUGUUAUUGUCUGUUACAAUUUUCAAGAACUUAUAAAGUUUUUCCACGCAAAAAACUAGAUGUUACUAAAAUUUUUACUGAAAGGAAUUUCAUAACUCCUCUUCGAGCCAUGAAUGAAUAUUUAUUAAAACCAACAGAUUUAGAAGAGUUAAGGAAAAUUCAAAGACGUAGUCCGUACGAAGAAAGUCCUCCCAUAAAUGUAUAUUUAAGAAAAGAUGUCGAAUUAAAAGCUAUUGAAGUUUGGGGAAGCAUGGAAGCUUUACAAAGAGAAUUAAAAAAGAAACGAGAAUUAGAAUUGAAAAAUAAAAGAGAGGCUAUAUUAAGAGGAUCUGGACGAGUAGUCAUGACUGCAGUAAUGAUAAAUGGAGCUAAUUUUGCAUUUAAACUCAUUACAUGGUUAUACACAGGAUCUCAUAGCAUGUUUGCUGAAGCAAUUCAUUCUUUAGCUGAUACUUGCAAUCAGAUAAUUUUAGCUUUCGGAAUUCGCAAAUCAAUUCAGAGACCUGACGUGGACCAUCCAUAUGGCUAUCAUAACAUGAGAUAUGUUGCUUCCUUAAUCAGUGGUGUUGGUAUAUUUUGCUUUGGAACAGGUAUUUCUAUCUACCAUGGUAUAAUGGGCAUUUUUUUUCCUGAAGUUAUUGAAUCUCUCUAUUGGAGAAAUGGAGCUAAUUUUGCAUUUAAACUCAUUACAUGGUUAUACACAGGAUCUCAUAGCAUGUUUGCUGAAGCAAUUCAUUCUUUAGCUGAUACUUGCAAUCAGAUAAUUUUAGCUUUCGGAAUUCGCAAAUCAAUUCAGAGACCUGACGUGGACCAUCCAUAUGGCUAUCAUAACAUGAGAUAUGUUGCUUCCUUAAUCAGUGGUGUUGGUAUAUUUUGCUUUGGAACAGGUAUUUCUAUCUACCAUGGUAUAAUGGGCAUUUUUUUUCCUGAAGUUAUUGAAUCUCUCUAUUGGGCCUUUUUUAUUCUUGGUGGUUCUUUAAUUUCUGAAGGAGGAACUUUGUCGAAAUACAUCAGAUCCUCAACAGAAGAAAUCCUAGUAAGUAGCAGAAGGUUACCCAAACAUUAUUUCAUGAAUAAGACUUGUAUCACUAUUCCAGUUCAUUUGCUUUCUUUAUUGCUUAUAUUACAUUGUUAUUUCAUUACAGUUCUCAGAAGUCGCGAUCCGAGUUUAAACGUAGUGUUACUAGAAGACCUGGCUGCCGUAAUAGGAGUUCUAAUAGCGGGCAGUUGUAUGGGAUUAACUUCGUACAUGGGCAAUCCUAUAUAUGAUGCCGCCGGUUCAUUAUUAGUCGGUGGCCUUCUGGGAACAGUUGCUUCUUUCAUAAUAUAUACCAACAUUGCUGCUUUAGUUGGAAGGUCAAUUCCAGCAGAUACAAUGUUGCAGAUUAACAAAGAAUUGGAAAAUGACGUGAUGAUCAGGGCUUUACAUGAUGUAAAGGCAACAGACAUGGGAAAUAAUUUUGUCCGUUAUAAAGCAGAAGUAGAUUUUGAUGGACGUGAACUUAGUAGAUCAUAUCUGGACUCUCAAGAUUUGGAGAUGUUACUAAAUGAAAUGCAAAAAGUAAAGACUAUUGAAGAAGUCGAAGCAUUUAUGUUGAGACACGGAGAAAAUAUCGUUGACAUGUUGGGUGGUGAAGUGGACAGAAUUGAAAAGGGGUUAAAGAAAAGGCAUCCAGAAGUUCGACACGUUGACCUAGAAGUUUUAUAAAAAUCAAUUCAAGUGCUUGUGAAUUAAGUUUGUUAAUUUAUUUCAUGGAGUUGUACAUGUUAUGUGAUACUGUAUAUAAUUAUUAAUGUUUCAUA